This is a messenger RNA of Bactrocera neohumeralis, 5303 nucleotides long. It is a transcript of the gene Trf2, whose product is annotated as TPR-containing protein DDB_G0280363. The record is from RefSeq and is a predicted model, not a curated record. Gene Ontology annotation, biological process: DNA-templated transcription initiation. Gene Ontology annotation, molecular function: DNA binding; general transcription initiation factor activity. The transcript is spliced from 5 exons. Lineage: Eukaryota; Metazoa; Arthropoda; Insecta; Diptera; Tephritidae. The coding region runs from base 695 to 3283 and encodes 862 amino acids.
UAUUUGUUGUAGCCUAGGGAUCAGCUGCAGUUUUGCCUAUAUUAUCAGCUAGUAUAAGUGUUAUUUUUAUGUUCAUUCACGACGGAAUAGAGUUAAAAUUUUUAUAAAGUAUAGAUGUAUUAAAAUCGCAUCCCAAUUAUGUUAAAUUACUGCAAACAGGAACAACAAAUAUAGAAAAUACUAACAUUUGAGACAUCAACAACAAAAGGAGAAAGAAAGGAAGACUUAAUUUUUCUAAUAUUUGGAACAAAUUAUACUGAACUGUAAGAUUCACUUCGAAAACAAAAUAAAAGAAAAAUCACAGGAAACGCCACAACAACAUUUUCGUUGCACACACUUGAGCAAGUGGCGAGUAAACAAAGCAAACAUUAAAAACUUCAUAGCAAACUUUUUUGAUUUCGCAUAGAAUAACGAAACAAUAAAGUUUCGAAAACUGUUACAGACAUAUUAAAAUAACACUGACAUAUGUACAUAAAUAAAUUGAUAAGACCAGCAAGCUGAAAUUCAGCCUUCAAGCAUAUCAAUCCAACAAGCGCUGUAUACUGUACAUAAUUUGACUUGAGCAAAAGGAAUCAUUAAAGUGACCUAGUCUAGCCUCUACGUGUUGAAACAAUAAUCAUAGAUAAACAGAAAAGUACACUUACACCAGAAAAAAGAAGAAACGAAAAACCUAUUCACUAGUUUGACUGGGCAAAUGUAUAUCACUAACAGCAGCAACAUUGGUAUGGCCACGUUGCUGCAACAGAACAAGGCUACUUGUAUGAAGACCCUUAUCAAUGGCGGCGGCAACGGCAGCAGCAAUGGCAAUAACGGAAACAGCGUCGGCAACUCUGGAAUAGUUGUUGGUAGUAUUGUAAGUGGUGUUGGUGCGGGAACAUCACAAGUGGGAGGCGCAACGGUUGCAACCGUUGUCGGAGCCGGUGGGGCUGCAAAUAUUGCCGGUCUUGGCAGUGGUGGUGUGGGUGGUAAUUUAGUCCUGUCCACUGGGCAGGCUAUUGUUCUGACAAAUGGAGCAACCGGUGCUAGUAGUAUAAUCAACUAUCAACAAUAUCAACAGUUAUUGCAGCAACAACAACACCAGCAACAGCAGCAACAACAUAUAAACUCCACCGUUGCUACCACAACUGCCGCAUCCGGUACACGAGUAUUAAUGCCUCACGAAAUGGUGACGCUUCCUAUUAGUAGUAUUGUAACAACUAGUGGUGGCGGCUUAGCCCUGAUAACCAGUGCAAAUACGGGUGGAGGAAGUGCCACGGCCACACAAGGGCACUUCUUGGUUGCGGCAACAGCAAGUCCUACGGUGCAACCCAUUCAAACAACUACGAUGGGCUCCACUAACGCCAAUAUCAGCAGUUUUCAGCAGCAAUUUCAACAGCAAAUCGCCGCACAGCAUUCAGCAGCAAGUAAUGGGACAUCCUCUGCUUCAACUAACCGUACAACUACUGUUUACACUCAGCAACCAUCAACUACAGGCGUAGUACAAACAGUGCCUACGACACGUUACUUUUCGCAAUUUAGCAAUCAACAACAACCCAUAUCUAGUAUUACGGCUGGAGCUGCAACGCCAACAAUUGUGGCCGCCAAAGCUACGGGCAAUCGUACCAUAAUUAUUAAUCGCUCCAAUAAUACUAUAAUUGCUGGUAACACCACACAACGUUUGCAACAUGCUAAAAUCUUAAAUAAACCACCGACAAAUAUUGCAGCGACGCCAUCAACUCUCAUCACGAAUGCUGUGCUCGCCAAUAAGUCACAAAUUAAUCAUAAUUCUCUUUCUCCUGCCAUUCAAGCUGUGAAGUUGCAACAACAACCGCAACGACAAAAUAUUACGGCCUUACAACAAAUUAAACAACAACAAUUGCUGCAACAACAAAAAAUACAACUAGUGAAGCCAAUCGUACACAGUAGCAGUUCGGUGACAACAAUUGCUACAAAGACAACAACAGUGGCCAAUACGGCUGCAUCCUCGCGCAACACACCGAGUGGGACAAUGGUGAAUGGUGGCAUAAAUUUAGUUCCUAACAGCAGCAACAAUAGUAAUAAGAGUGGAAAUGUGGCGAGUGCCACAACGCCAGCAUUGGCUGCCAAAGCGUUACCCACGGCGGCUGUAUUUCCACAGCAACAACAACUUCAGCAGCAACAACAGUUGCAGUUACAAAAUCAUCAACAACAACAACAGCAGCAGCAGCAGCAGCAACUUAAGCAUCAAAACCAAAGUCAACAACUUCAAUCUCAGCAACUUGGACAAGCGCAAGAGCAUAAACAAAUAGUUGCACACUCACGCACCAUACCCGCCACACCUCACAACUCCACACCUGUUGCAACUAACAAAAGUGUCAAUUCAGUUGCUGCAGCCACUCCAGAAGGCACUGCUGGAGCAGAAGCCGCAAAUGCUGAACCCGAGGUAGAGCCAGAGAUCGACAUCGUUAUAAAUAAUGUUGUCUGUUCAUUCAGUGUACGUUGCCAUCUAAAUUUGCGCGAUAUCGCACUCAAGGGCUUCAAUGUGGAGUAUCGUCGUGAAAACGGCAUGGUGACUAUGAAACUGCGCCGACCUUAUACGACUGCGUCAAUAUGGUCAUCUGGGCGAAUUACCUGCACGGGUGCCACAUCCGAGGAACAGGCAAAAAUUGCGGCACGUCGUUAUUCACGCUGUCUUGAAAAGCUCGGAUUCCGUGUGCGUUUUCAAAAUUUCCGCGUGGUAAAUGUGCUCGGCACAUGCAGCAUGCCAUGGGCUAUAAAGAUUUUAAAUUUCUCUGAAAGAUACAAGAAAGAAGCCAGUUACGAGCCUGAGUUGCAUCCCGGUGUCACGUAUAAGCUGCGUUAUCCCAAAGCCACUUUGAAAAUAUUCUCCACCGGCAGUAUAACUGUGACUGCUGCCAGUGUUGCUAAUGUACAGGCUGCCAUAGAACAUAUAUUCCCGCUGGUCUAUGAGUUUCGUAAGAAACGUUCACCCGAAGAGCUGGAACAGUUACGCAUUAAGCAGGCCCGGGCCGCAUCAGUAGAUGUAACGGAACUCGAGGAGGUGCUAAACAAUGACGUGGUCGUUGAAACGGACACAACCGCUGUGCCCACAUUGCAACGCCGACGUGUAAGCAAUAGCGCGCUCAAUAAUUUUAAACAAAAACGCCGAAGAAUCGGCAGUGAUAUUGACUUUGAUGGUGACGAUGGUUCGCUGGUAGCAGCUGAAGAAAUCGACGAUCCCACAGCAAAGGAAACCGAUGAUAAUAUUGUGAUGUACGAUCCGGAUGAUUUAAUUGAAGGACCCGACGAUGAAGAUGAUCUUUAAAUAUCAAAUGUGAUUUGUGCAUUUUGGUACGGGGAGAUUUUGAGCACAGCACAUUCAUGCAUGUUUGAUUACGUAUUAUGGUUUCACAACAAAUUUCUAUACAAAUACAGAUAUAUAUAUAAAACAAAAAGAACAAAAAAGGAGUUUAUUACAAAUUGCCAAUAUGUAAUGCAGAGCGAAUUUUAAGCAUUAAACAAAACAGCAAUGUUAUAUAGAACAUAUGUAUAUAGUAUAUAAAAAAGGAAUGACAGGAAAGCAAUUUAAUUGAUUUAAUGAUGACAACACACACAAACUACAAAAAGAAAUACAAAAGUAAAUAUUUCAACACAUCGGAAACCAAAACAAAUCAACUUAGUUCUAAUCAAACAAAUGAAGUUUGGCGUUAGACAAAAAAUAAAAGCAUAAUUUCUUUAUUUUUUGUGCACGCAAAACUAUUUACAUAUACACGUACAUGUAUGUGUGCGUAUAUUUUAAGAAGCGUGUAUAAUCAAUGCCAACACCAUCAUGUAUACAUGGAUAUUUGUAAAUUUGUGCACUCCAAAUGUCGGUGCUGAGGUUUCGAGUUCAAUACGCUAAUGUCAGCAAUUAUGCAAUGCAAAUGUUGGGAGAAGUGUGCGAACUGCGAUAAACUAUGGGAAUUGUGAGCCAAAUAACUACAACUAUUUAUAAGGUAUUUUUAACUUCCAGUGUGCUUUGCUUAGUUAUGUACGUCGUCGUUGUUUGCAGCAUUGAUAACUUGCAACAGUUGAAGGCAGAAGGCAGAGAACGGAGCAACAUUUAAAUUAAAUGCUUGGCUCGAGCGAAUUCCGCGAACAAAACUAAACCACACGAAAAACCAAUAUUUGUUAAUUUACAAACAUAUUUGUAGCGUUUUACUAUGUAUGCAUACUAAUUUCAUUCGUACUCGUACGCCAACUUACGCUUGGCCGAAAAUUUAGUUUUAAGAUUUCGCUGAUUAGCUAAGAUUAGUUUAAAGAAAAAACAUUGUAAGGACUAUUAGCACUAUUACAUACAUACUACAUAUGUGGAUGUGCGUUCAUAAGUGAAAGAAAGAAAAAACCACCGCAAAAGCAUAAACAAUUAAACAAUUUAUUUAAACACACGCUGAAGAAUGUCAAAUGCUAGCAUAAUUUAUUAAAAACACUUUAUUAACUAAUGAUUUAGCAUGAGCUCAUGCGUGCAUUGCGUUUUUACUUGUUCAUUUAUGCAUUGAGUAGAAAUUUAUUGAUUUAUUUAAUGAAUGAAUAAUGUAAAAUAACAAGCAUUUUAUUUAUUAGAAUCGAUUUGAGUUGCUCUUAAUUAUAUUAAUUAAUUCAAUUAUUUUGAGGCAUCAAUUAAACUGACAGAAUGCUUGGAGGUAAAGUUUUUAUUUAUAUAUACAUAUAUUUGUAAAUAUAUAUAUAUAUAUAUGUAUAUAAUGAUGUAUAACAGCAUAUGUAUUUAAUUUAAUCAUAUCAUUUAUAUACCAACCAUUAUUACUUUCAUAUAGAAUGGCAAUCAAAGACAGUGAAUACUGUUAUGCUAACAGCCAAUAGCCGUCAGGCAUAACUAACAAUAACAAAAACAUAACUAUUUAAAUAAGACACGUAAUUUAUAUAAAAAAUCAAAAUGCAAUCAUAUUGUUUGCGUAAGAACGUAAUUAAUUAAUUAAGUGUUCUUCUAGAUGGUACACUAAUUUAUAUAUAUAUAAAUAUAUAUUCAAAGAAAAAAAACGAGUAUAUCUUCACUUAUCUGGUCACACUCAAACCAAUUACCUACAAACAAACAAACAAACUAUAAUAGACAAACUAAAAGCAUAUAUUGUAUUUGUUAUAUUUAUACUAAGCACACACACACACACAUAAUCACUAAACAAAUUAAACUUUAGUUAAGUAAGUAAAUUAAUUUUCAACAUAAUUAUGCAACUUUGAAAAAUCUGCAAAUGAAACGCAAACGGUUAGUACUUGAUGCUAGUAAGCUGAUGACAUUGCUGCCUGUCAAGUAAGCAAACUUAAUUAAAUACAUUAAUUAAUGCGAAGAA